UUAUUUAUCCACUUCGUUCUAAAUGCUAAAUAAACGUACAUAAUGCGGUGCAAGUGCGGGGAGUAGACCUCUUUUUUCUCUCUCCCACGACUCCCACACUCUCACACGUAAGUACUCAUACAUUGAUGUGGCUACACGUGUCCGCGUUGAGUGGUUUGAUUACAGAAACAGAAGGAUCCGUUUCACGAGUGUCGAGCCUACGGUCGAGCCCGGUCGAGCCUCUCUCGAGUGAAGUGUGCUGCAAUAGAGAAUUGCCGCGGUGGAGAGUGGGAAAUCACUCGCGCGGCGCGAUUCGUUCCUCGGAAUUCGGAUCAGGCUAUAAAGUAAUGCGUCGGCGAGCGGAACGCACGGAAUUAGGGCUCCGAGAUACCGCGUGCGGUGCUACACUGCCAUACACUGCUACGUGCUAGCGAUGGCUGACGAAACAUCGAGGGAUACGUUGCUGAGUCGCGUGAAGGAGCAGGGAGAAUUGGUGCGACGAUUAAAGGCCGCAAAAGUCGAUAACACGCAGGAGUACAGAGAGCAGUCUGAUAUAAAUAUUGAGUUAGAAGGCUUAAAUGGUGAUUUUGCGGAUAUCAGCUAUGUCUGUGGUUGGUGUCCAACGUCCAAGGACGCCGAACUAUUCGACACGUUGCGUAUCAUCCUUAAUGGUGAGCUUGCAAGGUGGCCGCAUCUGAACAGAUGGCAUAUUAACAUGAAAAGCUUUAGUCAGGAAGAGCGUCUAGUGUUUCCUGUUGUGGAAACGCCGCUCACUUCCUUGGCAGAAAAAAUUGAGCGGCUAAAGGGCACUAACUAUAUUAGCAAAAGUAUGCUAGACAAAAAGAUAGCAGAGGAAGUUGCCAAGUUGUUGGACCUGAAAGCACAAUUGGGAGAGGAGAAUGGUUGCCCUCAUAAACUCAUCCUCAAAACGCCAAAAGGCACGAGGGAUUAUAAUCCGGAGCAAAUGGCACUGCGAUUGGGAGUGUUGGAAAAAAUAAUAUCAGUAUUCAAGCGUCAUGGCGCUGAGACGAUAGAUACGCCUGUAUUUGAGUUAAAGGAUGUCUUGACAGGUAAAUAUGGUGAAGACUCCAAGCUUAUUUACGAUUUGAAGGAUCAAGGUGGUGAGAUUCUCGCACUUAGAUACGAUUUGACAGUUCCUUUCGCGAGGUAUCUAGCCAUGAGCAAGAUUUCUUCUAUUAAAAGAUAUCACAUCGCCAAGGUUUAUCGAAGAGAUAACCCAGCCACAACGAAAGGCAGAUACAGGGAAUUUUAUCAAUGUGAUUUCGAUAUCGCAGGUCAGUAUGAUCCAAUGUUAUCAGACGUGGAAUGUAUUCGGGUUGUGUGUGAAGCGUUAGAAGCUCUGAAUCUGGGACCAUAUUCAAUUAAGGUGAAUCAUAGAUCUUUAUUGGACGGCAUAUUCGCCGCGUGUGGUGUGCCACAGAGUAAAUUUCGCAGCAUCUGUUCCUCCGUGGAUAAACUGGACAAGAGUCCAUGGGAGGAGGUAAAGAAAGAGAUGACGGACGAAAAGGGAUUGGAUGAACAUAUUGCCGAUAAGGUCGGCAAGUACGUCUCGCAAUCCGGUGGAGUGGAACUGAUAGCCGAGUUGAGGAAAAACAAAGAGUUGAUGAAACAGUCUGUCGCUGUGCAAGGUUUAGACUCUAUGGAACUAUUGCUAAAGUAUUGCGGCAUCUACAAAAUUCUGGACAAAAUUAAGUUUGAUUUGAGUCUCGCGAGAGGGCUUGAUUACUACACGGGUGUUAUUUACGAAGCUAUAUUGUGUGGAGACGAUGUCGGUGUUGGUAGCGUAGCAGGUGGCGGCCGUUACGAUAAUUUAGUAGGAAUGUUCGAUAGCAAGAACAAAAAUGUACCUUGUGUCGGCGUUUCGGUCGGUGUGGAGCGGAUAUUCAGUGUUAUGGAGGCGAAAUUGGCAAACAAGGGCCUAAAAACGCGUACUACUGAGAUUGAGGUGUUUGUAGCCAGCGCGCAAAAGAAUCUGCAUGAGGAAAGGAUGAAGAUACUGGUGGAUCUAUGGGACGCCGGCGUGAAGGCGGAACAAUCUUACAAGAAGAAUGCCAAGCUCUUGGCGCAGCUACAACACUGCGAGGAGAACGGCAUCCCACUGGCAAUAAUCAUCGGGGAAGGCGAAUUGGCGAAGGGUGAAGUUACAUUGAGAGUCGUCUCGACACGAGAGGAAACUCGCGUGCCACGUAGCAACCUCAUCGACGAAAUACGGAGACAGCUAAAAACAUCGUAGCAUUCCCUAUGCUCAACCUUUCGCAGUUGAGAGAUUUACAUCAGUACAAGAAAAUACUUAUACUGCAUUUAGUUUCAUUUCAAUUCGCGUGUUGGAACAGUUUAUUUAUUAGAUUUUGCAUGAAUUUAUUUGUAUUAUUUCGCACGACGUGCUAAACGACCGUGAUAAACUUUUUGUCAUCGAUAGAUGCUAACUGUGAAGUUAUACAAGUGAAUGCACGCGAGGAAGUGUAACUACACUUAUCACGUGUGAACAUAUAGGUACAAUUUCUAUAUGAAUAAUUCUUUAAUAAUCCGAAUUUCUCCGGGUGAAAUCUAGAAUUUAACCGGAUCUUUAAUUUAACUGGUAAUAAUUCACAGCUUCGAGUUACAGCUCGAAAAACCAAAUACAUCUUUAUAAUUUAUUCUGUAAGAACUUGUCAAUAAAAUACUGUAAAUU
This is a messenger RNA of Trachymyrmex cornetzi, 2671 nucleotides long. RefSeq names its product histidine--tRNA ligase (gene HisRS). Gene Ontology annotation, biological process: mitochondrial translation; histidyl-tRNA aminoacylation. Gene Ontology annotation, molecular function: histidine-tRNA ligase activity; ATP binding; RNA binding. The coding region runs from base 413 to 2233 and encodes 606 amino acids. The record is from RefSeq and is a predicted model, not a curated record. Gene Ontology annotation, cellular component: mitochondrion; cytosol; cytoplasm. The transcript has 6 exons. NCBI's taxonomy places the organism in Eukaryota, Metazoa, Arthropoda, Insecta, Hymenoptera, Formicidae.